This is a messenger RNA of Aspergillus steynii IBT 23096, 952 nucleotides long. RefSeq lists its product as uncharacterized. The record is from RefSeq and is a predicted model, not a curated record. NCBI's taxonomy places the organism in Eukaryota, Fungi, Ascomycota, Eurotiomycetes, Eurotiales, Aspergillaceae. The coding region runs from base 189 to 848 and encodes 219 amino acids. The transcript has a single exon.
CGGCACAUUCCUCGAGAGGGAGCGUCUAUAUAUUGAUGGCGAAUCCAUCCUUCGCCACCUUCCAUCCUAUUAUACGCUCUACUCUGCUCUACCAUCCAAGCACACAACGAUAGACAACCAUCGCUAACAUCCCAUCUACUUCUCAUUCUACCACUACCACUACCUACCACUACCAUCCACUAACCAACAUGUCUGGCAUCCUCCACAAGGUCAAGGAGGCUGUGACCCAUCACGGUCAUCACCAUGAAACUCCAAACAAGUCCCAUGCCGAACCUACCAACCAGACCUACAACCAAACCCCCACUACCACGCACACUGAUGGCUAUGGCGCUAACACCACCACCUCCGGUCCCUACCUGCACGGCGACGAGAAGCCCACUUACAAUGCCCCCAUGGGCGACGAUGGCAUCUCCCCACGGACCAGCACCGUCAACACCUCGCAGCCACAAAACACUGGCGACAAGCCAAGCAACGUAGCCAACAAGGCGGACCCGCGCGGAGACAACGAUAAGGCCAACGCCAAGGCAAAGGACGACAUCAGCCGAUUCUACGACGAGGUGCGACAGGGAAGUAUCGGCGGCGCGGGCGUGAUCCAUGCCUCGGGAAGCAACGGACCAACCACCACCAAGACGUUUGAUCCCCAGGCGAGUCUCGGCAAGGGUGGUGGUGCUCAGGUCCACUCGUCUUCGGCGGCGGGCAGUAGCUACAAUACCAAUGCGCCUGGUAGUGGGAGUGCGUCGCAGACUACCGGACCUCAUGGUAGCGAUGUCGCGAACAAGGUGGACCCGAGGGUGGAUUCUGAUCUGGAUGGCUCUCGCACUGUGGGUGCCCAGCGUGAUGGAUACUAGGUGCUUUGGUGAUGGUUGUGAUAUGAUACCCUUUUGAAAACACCCGGGGAUGAUUCCUUUUGUAGUUUAUCAGGUCUUAGUUUGUUGUCGUUGAAACUGUACAA